Molecule: messenger RNA, 2820 nt
Organism: Closterium sp. Naga37s-1
Lineage: Eukaryota; Viridiplantae; Streptophyta; Zygnematophyceae; Desmidiales; Closteriaceae
Source: the annotation of a GenBank genome assembly
AUGGUGUUUUACUUCAAAGUGCGACCCGAAGCGGGCGACCUCACCAUCUACAUGGGACUCGAUAAGUUCGAAAACGAGCAGCUCAUCAAAUACGGCUUUCCGGAGGACAUAUGGUUCCACGUGGACAAGCUCUCGUCCGCACACGUGUACCUGCGGCUGCGCAAGGGGCAGGGCAUUGAUGACGUCACGCCCGAGAUGCUGGAGGACUGCGCGCAGCUGGUCAAGGCCAACUCCAUCAUGGGCAACAAGCUGAACAACAUUGACGUGGUGUACACGCCCUGGGCCAACCUCCGAAAGGCAGCUUCCAUGGACGUUGGACAGAUCGGAUUCCACAACCCCAAGGCGGUGCGCAGCGUGCGUGUGGAGAAGCGGCUUAAUGAGGUGGUGAACCGGCUGAACAAGACCAAGGCUGAGAGGACGCCGGACCUGCAAGCUGAAAAGGAAGCUCGCGAGGCUGAGGAUCGAGCAGCAAGGAAAGCAGUUCUGAGGGAACAGGCUCGGCGAGAGCAGGAGGAGAAAGCUCUGAAGCAGCGGCAGGCGGAGUUACGGAGUUACAAGGGCAUAAUGGUGGAGAAGAAAAUGACGUCAAAUAAAGAUAUUGCCGCAAAGAUGGAAGGGAAAAGUCGCGUGUGGGCCCGGCGGGAGUCGCUGGGGGGAAUGGUUCUCGCCGCGUCCUGCUGCGUGCUCGCGCUCAACCUCUCCGCGCAACGACGCGCGCUGGGGGAAGCGCAAAGGGCGCUGGCGGAAGCCCUUACGGAGUCGCAUGUGCAGGCGGAUCUUCUGGAAGCAGAGCGGCGCUCGGCGGAAGCUGCGCGCAGGGCGGAGGCGGAGAUCCGCGGAGAGUUAAGGCGGUUGCGCGUGGAAAUGCGGAGAGAGGCGGGGAAGGCGGGAUGGGGGCUGGCGGAGAGGGUCAGGGCGUUGGCGGGGCAGGACGAGGGGGAAGGGCAAGCGGGGGAACAAGGCGGGGGGGAACGAGUGGGAGAGGGAGAGGAUGGGGAAGAGCAGAGAGAAAAGGGAGAAGCGGGGGACGGGGAGGAGACAGCAGGGGAAGAUGAAGGAAAGCAGCAGCAGAAGCAGACAGAGGCGGGAUCGAGUGGGGGUGAGGGGGAAGGUGGAAUAACGGGCAGUGAGCCUUCAGCAGGGGGGCGUGGGAGGGUGGGUUGUGUGGGUGUGCCCAUCCUUAUGCCUACACCUCACAUUGCCUCCUUUCACACUCUCCCCCCUCCUAUUCCCUCCAUUCCUACUCAUCCCACUCUCUACCCCUCCUAUCCCCUCUAUUCCUCCUCUCCCACUCUCUGCACCAUUCCUUUCAUCCCUCCUCUCCCACGCUCUCCUAUUCCUUCCAACCCUCCUCUCCCGCUCUCUCCUCCUAUUCCUUCCAACCCUCCUCUCCCGCUCUCUCCUCCUAUUCCUUCCAUCCGUCCUCUCCCACUCUCUCCUCCUAUUCCUUUUAUCCCUCCUCUUCCACUCUCUCCUCCUAUUCCUUCCAUCCCGCAGCCUGUGGCAUGCGAGUGGGCGCUACUACCACAGUAUGGGCGUCUUCCCUUUCUGCUCGAUGGAUGCAUGCUUCUCUCCCUCUCUUUCCCCCGUCGUCCAAAUCCUUCCCCACGCACUGCAGCACAGCCUGUGGCACGCCAGUGGGCGCUAUUUCCGCAGUAUGGGAGUCUUUCCCCUCUGCUCCAUGGAUGCAUGCUUCAACUACUCCCUGUUUCACUCGUGUCUUCCCCCUACCCCCAAACCCUUCCCCUCCCACUGCAGCACAGCCUGUGGCACGCCAGUGGGCGCUACUUCCACUCAAUGGGAGUCUUCCCAUUCUGCUCCAUGGACGCAUGCUUCAGCUACUCGCGCUGCCCCGCAGACUGCUCAAAGGAGCCCCUGCACAGCCUGUGGCAUGCGAGCGGCCGUUAUUUUCACAGUAUGGGCGUCUUCCCUUUUUGCUCCAUGGAUGCAUGCUUCAACUACUUGCGCUGCCCCGCAGACCCCUCUCACGAGCCUCUAGUCUACUCCUACUGGCCCGGCCAGCACUACUUCAAGAGGUUCAAUGAGAGCCGCUGGCACACAGACGAUCCCACCAAGGCGUGCUUUUUCUUUGUGCAUAUGGCGAGAGGACAGCCGAACGAGUUUGCGGAUUUGGAGCAUUGGGGGGAGAACGGCGCUAACCACGUGCUUAUCAGCUUCUCAGACUCUUGGAGCGGUCCAUCCCCUUUUGGAGUCGCCUCGGCAAUGGUUAUGGUCACCAACGCACAGGCCACUAUUAUGAGAACAGAUUUCGACACCUCCAUCCCGCUGCCCCAAAUGUGGAAAAACCCGCCUGUUGAGCUCCGGAACCUGCCCGCCGGAUCUGCCCGGAAAUAUUUCCUGACGUUCCGAGGCACGCGUUACCUGGGGAAUUUGAAGGGUAAUUUCCGGAGUGCCCCGGAGUUUAAGGCGUUGCACAACGGCAAGGAUGUGGUUGUGCUGACAAGAUGCGGGGGAUCUACCAAUGCGCGCAUUCUCGCAGAGGAACCUUCCUUGAAGCCCGAGUGUGACGAGGAUGCCAAGCUGUACACUCAGUACGACUUUGGUGACGUCAUGAACACCACCUUCACCCUUGCUCCGGCCGGCCGACAAGGGUCCACCUACAGGUUCCUGGAGGCGCUAACAGUGGGAGCGAUCCCCGUGGUGGUGGCGGACAACUGGCGGUUACCAUUCGACGACAUCAUCUCGUGGCAUCACUGCCUGCUGCGCUUCCCCACGGACCAGAUGCACCGAAUCCUGCCCACCCUCCGAGCCAUGGAUGAGGUGUGUGCUGAUUGGAUGUGGGUGGGGAAUGGGUCAUGA